AUGCACAUCCUGGUGCCCGAGCCGAACGGCAGCGCGGUGCAGACGGUGCCGCUCGAGCCCAUCGACACUGGAGUAGCGCGCAUGGCGCCAGGAGGCGCGGCGAGUCCGGCGAGCGCAGGUGGUGUCCAUGUGAACACUGUCGGCCUGUACAGGAUGCACAUCGGCGAGAGCGGUGCGAGCGAGCGCAUGCGAACGGACAUGUCGGAGCACCCGCGGCCCGACGCGUUCGGCGACCCGUCGGCCUUCGGCGGUACCGGCGCGUUCGGUGACGUCGGGAAUGCCGGUCGACCGUUUGGGCAAGGCGGCCUCCCAUCCCAGUUUGGAAGGGGCGCGUUCGAAUUCGGCCAGCAGCAGCAGCUGAGGGAGCUGCAAAGGUUCCAGGAGAGACAGCACGCGCAGCAGCGGGAACAGCAGCAGUUCUACGGCGCGGGCGGGUUCGACUUCGACGCCGGGCAGCCAUUCCACCCCCACACCUCGAUGCAGGCGCAUGCGCCCACGCAGACACGCUCACAGCACCACCUCCCGGCUCAUACAUCUCCCCAUUCGCACUCCUCGCCGCAUGCGUACUCUCCGAUGCAGCGCACACUGCAAGGGUCACACGCACAGCACCCGCACUCGCCCAUACACACACUCUCGCCCGCGCUCUCCGACUUUCGCGCCGGCAGCGAGUACAGCCACAGCAGCUCGAGCAGCUCCUCGCGCGGCGGGAGCGUCUCGUCGGGGUCCGGCUCCGUGCGCAUGCUCGCUGGCGCAGGCGGUGCAUGGUCCCCACAGUCAGGCGUCGAUUUUGGAGGUUACCACAUCAAAAGCGAAUACAGCGAGCUUGGGAUGGCGUUCGGUCAGUGGGUACCUCCCGAUGCCUCCUCUCCCCGUCGCCCUCACCGAGCCCGCCGAAGCCAGUGCAGGCCGCAGACGCGCCACUAG
Messenger RNA from Phanerochaete carnosa HHB-10118-sp, 924 nucleotides. RefSeq lists its product as uncharacterized. The record is from RefSeq and is a predicted model, not a curated record. Lineage: Eukaryota; Fungi; Basidiomycota; Agaricomycetes; Polyporales; Phanerochaetaceae. The coding region runs from base 1 to 924 and encodes 307 amino acids. The transcript has 2 exons.